AUGGAGAAUGGUAUCGUCAAGCGCUGGGACGACAUGCAACAUCUCUGGGACUACACCUUCUUCGAGAAGAUGAAGGUCGACCCCACCGGCCGCAAGAUCCUGCUCACCGAACCGCCAAUGAACCCGCUCAAGAACCGCGAGAUGAUGGCCGAAGUCAUGUUUGAACGCUACAACUUUGGCGGCGUCUAUGUCGCCAUCCAGGCCGUGCUUGCCCUCUACGCCCAGGGUCUUUCGUCCGGUGUCGUCGUAGACAGCGGUGAUGGUGUCACCCAUAUCGUCCCCGUCUACGAGAGCACUGUGCUCAACCACCUCACCCGCAGACUCGAUGUUGCCGGAAGAGACGUCACACGCAACCUCAUCUCCCUCCUCACCCGCCGCGGUUACGCCCUCAACCGAACCGCCGAUUUCGAGACUGUUCGCGCCAUCAAGGAGAAGCUCUGCUACGUUUCCUACGACCUCGCCCUCGACAAGCAACUCUCAGAAGACACGACCGUUCUGGUCGAGUCGUACACUCUCCCCGACGGCCGCGUCAUCCGCGUCGGUUCCGAACGCUUCGAAGCCCCCGAAUGUCUGUUCCAGCCCCAUCUCGUCGAUGUCGAACAACCCGGUAUCGCCGAAUUCCUCUUCAACACCAUCCAAGCCGCCGACGUCGAUGUCAGAUCGAGUCUGUACAAGGCCAUUGUGCUUUCGGGCGGUAGCAGCAUGUACCCCGGUCUUCCCAGCAGAUUGGAAAAGGAACUCAAGCAACUCUGGCUCACCAAGGUUCUACAAGGAAACCCCGAGAGAUUGAGCGUGAGUGAUGCUCAAACUGUGAAUUGCAAUUGCACGGCUAACCUGUCUCUACACAGANAAUUCAAGGUCAGGAUAGAAGACCCACCGAGAAGAAGACAUAUGGUCUUCUUGGGCGGUGCCGUCCUCGCAAACAUUGUGAGUCCCUGGACGUUCUCAACGUGGAUGAUUGAACAGCAGACUGACACGAAUCGAAAAACAGNNAUGGCCGACAAGGAAAGCAUGUGGAUAUCCAAGCAAGAGUGGCAAGAACAAGGUGCUCGUGCCUUGGACAAGUUGGGCGCUCGAUGA
This is a messenger RNA of Aureobasidium uvarum, 1080 nucleotides long. The record is from the annotation of a GenBank genome assembly. NCBI's taxonomy places the organism in Eukaryota, Fungi, Ascomycota, Dothideomycetes, Dothideales, Saccotheciaceae.